AUGUCACAAGACACUCGUGAUGCGAAAUGUCGAGAAGACACUCGUGAUGCAUUGUUUGAUCAAGAGAAUGAUGGUGACAGUGGCUGCACUGACUGGACACUGCACCCCAUCUUCAACGGCGAUGACACCAACUUUUGUUACACCGACGAGUGUGAUGUUGAUGGUGAGGUCGAAGGUAAUGAAGAUGAUGACGAUGUGCUACUCGAUGUGUGUGAUGAAGACGACAACGAUGAACCACCGGUCAUGGAUGUAAUUAGGAACAACCGAGAGGCUGAAGGUUUGGAGUUCAACAUUGAGAACGAGAUCGAUCAGGCGGCCGAUAUGUUCAUCACUAGGUUUCGGAAGCGGAUGAAUCAGAGCUUCUAG
Molecule: messenger RNA, 366 nt
Organism: Triticum turgidum subsp. durum (durum wheat)
Lineage: Eukaryota; Viridiplantae; Streptophyta; Magnoliopsida; Poales; Poaceae
Source: the annotation of a GenBank genome assembly